CAAGACACCAGUAAAAUUGCCUUGCUUGUUAAAUUUGAGGGGCUUAAAUUACUGAUCCACGAUCCACGCUGGGACAAGGAGUUUGGAGAAGUGAACAGGCAUCCCCGAAGGUCAGAGCACCGCAGACUCAAGGCUGUUCUAGUUUCCCCAAUGGCUCAUGUCUUUCCGAAAUCACUCACGCUCGCUUUCCUUGCUCCGCUUCCGCUCGGGCACAUCUCCGAAACUUUGGUUUUGGGUUUGAGACUCCAUGUGCUCCAAGUUUGCUGCUUGCAGUUCCUUGAGCCGAAGAUGAUGGAAGUUUUUCACUUCAACUCUUUCCAGACCCAGCCACUUUGGCACUCACUCCACAGCUCAGAAGUCCCAGUUUCUGUGGUCCAAACAUGAAACCAAGCCUUCUACUCUGCCUCCACUCCAGCAAACCAGCAGCCAUAGCAAAAGCAAAAUGAAGACUUCAGCUGGAGGCAGUACAGAGUCUCCUUCAUCUGCUUUGUUACUUCCACUGUUACCACUUCAGAGUGCAGCAGUGUCCUCCAGGCUCACUCCAUCUGUGACAAGCCAGCUUCAGAAUCCACAAGAAGGGCGUCUGAAGGAGAAGCUGCACCCAGUCAAGAUGCCAGCCAAGCCUCGGCUCAUGAGGAUGAUGCUCCGGAACCAGCGGAACUUGCUCCAGGACGUCUGCAAGCACGAGCACUUCCUCUCCGAGCAGAAUGAGGAGCUGGUCAGGGCCAUCCUGGACACAGAGGACAGCACAGCACUGCAAGUGCGGGCCAUGCUGCAGCAGGAGGACAUCACAGUGAACAUGAUGGACAUCUUGGAGUACUCAAACAACGAGCUACAGAGGUGGAAGUCUGAGCUUGAGGAGUGGAGAAAGAAGGAGGAACACAAGAAGAGCAGCCUGGAGCAGCAGGCAGAGCAGCUGAACACUAGAAUAAGAAACACCCAGGAGCUGGUGAGCUUCCUGAACACCUACAUGGACCACGAAUACCCCGUAAGGUCAGUGCAGAUUGGUGGCCUUAUGCGCCAGCUGCAGCAGGUGAAGGACAGCCAGCAGGAGGAGCUGGAUCAUCUCAGUGAGAUGCGCAGGAUGGUGCUGAAGAGCCUGUCCAACACACAGCAGGAGAAAAGGAGAAAGGUCUGGAGGUCUCUAGUGGUGAAAACCCAGCACCCUCGUGACAAGAACCUUCGACAGGUGAUCCAGGACAACAAGUACCAGCAGCAGUGCAUGGUCAGGUGCAGAAACCUUAUCGACCAAUCGAAGGAGAAAGUGCUCACAUUAAAGGCUGAGGUGGAAUCACUCCAGGCCCAAGUCCGGGAUCCGCGGGAGGUCAUUUUUGAGGAUGUUCUGCUUCGGAGACCCAAGUGCACCCCAGACAUGGACGUCAUCCUCAACAUCCCUGUGGACGAGCUGCUCCCCUUCUAGAUGUCAGUGCCAUGACUCCUCAUCUGCCUGCUGUCUCCCAGCACCCAGAGCCUUCCUCGGUUUACUUCCGCGACUGUGUCUCCACCCAGACCCUGGUCUGCAGUUGCCCACCUUCCUCUCUACAGCUUUUUUCUUGUUUCUCUUCCUUCUUGCCCAUUUGGUGCCACUCCUUGGGCCAGGGAGGUCUUUGGUUAAAUCUGUCAUGCCUUUAUAAAUAA
Messenger RNA from Octodon degus (degu), 1638 nucleotides. RefSeq names its product chromosome unknown C20orf96 homolog (gene CUNH20orf96). The record is from RefSeq and is a predicted model, not a curated record. The coding region runs from base 443 to 1420 and encodes 325 amino acids. The transcript has 12 exons. Lineage: Eukaryota; Metazoa; Chordata; Mammalia; Rodentia; Octodontidae.